Molecule: messenger RNA, 16731 nt
Organism: Bufo gargarizans (Asiatic toad)
Lineage: Eukaryota; Metazoa; Chordata; Amphibia; Anura; Bufonidae
Gene: LRP1
Product: LDL receptor related protein 1
Exons: 89
Coding region: 302-13939 (4545 amino acids)
Molecular function (GO): calcium ion binding; protein binding
Source: RefSeq, a predicted model, not a curated record
UGCCCACACAUUCUCUCUCUCCUUCCAGCCAUUCCCCCUCUCAUUAAUAACACUGCUGGAUUCCUCAGCCCCUCAGCAUCAGGGGGACACCCUGGAAGAGAAGCCGAGCCGCAGGGAGUGCAUGCCCCUCACCUGGCGCCCCCCAUUCCCUCUCAGCCAUUGCGGGUGACCUGAUUCCUCAUUUCCCUGCUGGCUGCCGGAGACUAGAUAGCAAACCGUGGAGGAGGGAGGCUGGCAGGCUGAGACAUAGGCACCCCCUCCCCUCCAUCUCCUGAGCCCCCCGCUUGUGCCUGGCCCCAUAAUGCCGCCUCUCAGGACAGAUGUGCCAGUGCUUGUGGUCCUGGGAUUGCUGAGCUGUGCCCUGCACGUCCAUGCCACCUCUGUCAGUGAUGCUCCAAAAACCUGUAGCCCUAAACAUUUUGCCUGCAAGGACCAGGUAACGUGCAUAUCAAAAGGUUGGCGGUGUGAUGGCGAGAAGGAUUGUCCUGAUGGAUCUGAUGAAGCUCCUGAGAUAUGUCCACAAAACAAAAUUUCGAAAUGCCAACCGAACGAACAUAACUGCUUGGGUACAGAAAUCUGUAUGCCAAUGAAUAAGCUAUGUAAUGGUCAUCCAGACUGUCCAGAUCGCUCAGAUGAAGGAUCCUUCUGUAGGGAAUAUGCUCACAACUGCACCGUAUCAGGGUGUCAGCACCACUGCGCACGUACCUCCAAUGGGCCUGUAUGCUACUGUAACUCCUCUUUCCAGCUCACCGAAGAUGGCAAGACUUGCAAAGACUUUGAUGAGUGCACGCUGUAUGGGACAUGCAGUCAGACAUGCCAGAACACGGAAGGGUCUUACACCUGUGGAUGUGUAGAGGGCUAUCUGCUACAGCCUGACAACAAGUCCUGCAAAGCAAAGAACCAGCCAGUAGAAAGACCUACAGUUCUGCUUAUUGCCAGCACACAAAACAUCUUGGCCACAUACUUGAAUGGAGCACCGGUGCUAGGUAUUAACCCAACCAGCACCAAGCAGACAACAGCGAUGGACUUUAACUAUGCUGAAGAGACCGUGUGCUGGAUCAACAUGGGGGACAGCCCGGCCCAAACAACAUUAAACUGCGCCAAGAUUCCGAACCUGAAGGGAUUUACGGAGGAACGCACCAUCAACAUUUCACUAAGUCUACAACAUGUAGAACAGAUGGCCAUAGACUGGCUGACCGGCAACUUCUACUUUGUUGAUGACAUCGAUGACCGAAUCUUUGUUUGCAAUAAAAAUGGUGACACCUGUGUCACCCUUCUUGAUCGGGAACUGUAUAAUCCUAAGGGUAUUGCACUGGAUCCAACUGUGGGGAAGGUAUUUUUCACGGAUUACGGUCAGAUCCCGAAAGUGGAGAGGUGUGAUAUGGAUGGCCACAACAGAACAAAGCUGGUGGACAGCAAGAUUGUCUUCCCACAUGGCAUCACCUUAGAUCUGGUGAAUCGUCUGGUGUACUGGGCAGAUGCCUACCUGGAUUAUAUCGAAGUGGUGGACUAUGAAGGCAAGAACAGGCACACCAUUAUCCAGGGCCUGCUGAUUGAACAUUUAUAUGGCCUUACUGUUUUUGAGAACUAUUUGUAUGCCACAAAUACAGACCAUGCCAACGCUCAACAAAAAACUAGUGUGAUUCGUGUGAACCGAUUCAACAGUUCAGAGCACCAGGUAGUGACCAGGGUGGACAAAGGUGGCGCUCUUCACAUUUAUCACCAACGCAGACAGCCAACCGUCCGGAGCCACGCCUGUGAACUGGAUCAGUAUAAGAAGCCCGGAGGAUGCUCCGAUAUCUGUCUUCUUGGCAGCAAUCACAAAACUAGAACAUGUCGCUGCCGAUCUGGGUUCAGUCUUGGCAGUGAUGGCAAGUCAUGCAAAAAGCCAGAACAUGAGCUCUUCCUGGUUUAUGGCAGAGGACGCCCAGGCAUCAUCAGAGGGAUGGAUAUGGGAGCCAAUAUUCCAGACGAACACAUGAUACCUAUCGAGAACUUAAUGAACCCUCGAGCCCUGGACUUCCACGCAGAGUAUGGGUUCAUGUACUUUGCAGACACCACAAGCUUUUUGAUAGGAAGACAGAAGAUUGAUGGAACUGGGCGGGAAAACAUUCUCCAAGAAGGUAUCCACAAUGUAGAAGGUGUUGCCGUAGAUUGGAUGGGAAACAAUCUGUACUGGACAGAUGAUGGCCCAAAGAAGACCAUUAGUGUGGCCCGCUUAGAAAAGGCAUCUCAAACGAGGAAGACUUUAAUAGAGGGAAUGAUGACUCAUCCUAGAGCCAUUGUGGUUGAUCCACUGAAUGGGUGGAUGUACUGGACUGAUUGGGAAGAAGAUCCUAAAGAUAGCAAACGUGGGAAGAUCGAAAGAGCAUGGAUGGAUGGCUCUAACCGGAACAUCUUUGUUACAUCGAAGGCUGUUCUCUGGCCUAAUGGACUGAGCAUAGACAUUCCAAGAGAAAUUCUGUACUGGGUAGAUGCUUUUUAUGACCGUAUUGAAAUGGUGUACCUCAAUGGCACUGGUCGCAAGGCGGUAUAUGAAGGUCCAGAGCUAAAUCAUGCUUUUGGUCUAUGCCACUAUGGUAACUUCCUCUUCUGGACGGAGUACAGGAGCGGUAGCAUUUACCGGUUAGAUCAAGCUUCAAAAACAGUCACUUUACUGAGGAACGAGAGACCACCAAUCUUUGAAAUCCGAAUGUACGAUGCUCAGCAGCAGCAGGUGGGCUCCAAUGCUUGCCGUGUAAAUAAUGGCGGAUGUAGUAGCCUUUGCUUGGCGGUGCCGGGGGGCAGACAAUGCGCUUGUGCGGAAGACCAGAUUCUGGAUGGUGACAAUGUCACCUGUAAAGCCAAUCCAUCAUAUAUCCCUCCUCCUCAAUGUCAGCCUGGGGAGUUUGCCUGCAAGAACAGCCGCUGUAUCCAGGAACGCUGGAAGUGUGAUGGAGACAAUGAUUGUCUAGACAACAGUGACGAAGCUCCUGAUCUAUGCCAUCAACACACUUGUCCAUCUGAUCGAUUCAAGUGUGAGAAUAACAGAUGCAUCCCCAACCGCUGGCUGUGUGAUGGCGACAAUGACUGUGGCAAUGGAGAAGAUGAAUCCAACUCUACGUGUUCAGCCCGUACCUGCCCUCCUAACCAGUUCUCCUGUGCUAGCGGUCGUUGUAUCCCAACUUCUUGGACUUGUGAUUUAGACGAUGACUGUGGUGACCGUUCCGAUGAAUCCUCUUCAUGUGCCUAUCCGACUUGUUUCCCGCUUACUCAGUUCACCUGCGCCAAUGGCCGCUGUAUCAACAUCAACUGGCGCUGUGAUAAUGACAAUGACUGCGGAGACAACAGUGAUGAGGACGGCUGCAGCCACUCCUGCUCUAGCACCCAGUUCAAAUGUAAUAGCGGCCGCUGCAUCCCAGAGCACUGGACGUGUGACGGGGACAACGACUGCGGGGACUACAGUGACGAGACACACGCUAACUGCACAAACCAAGCUACUCGACCCCCUGGCGGUUGCCAUGUUGAUGAGUUCCAGUGUCGGGUGGAUGGCCUGUGCAUCCAUAGCCGCUGGCGCUGUGAUGGAGACACGGACUGUAUGGACACAAGUGACGAGAAGAACUGCGAUGGCGUGACACACGCGUGUGACCCCAAUGUCAAGUUUGGCUGCAAAGACUCUGCUAGGUGCAUCAGCAAAGCCUGGGUGUGUGAUGGCGAUACCGACUGUGAAGAUCACUCCGAUGAAGAGAACUGUGAUAUGCUGGUGUGUAAGCCUCCAUCUCACACGUGUGCACAUAACACCUCCAUCUGUCUGCCUCCUGAAAAGCUGUGUAAUGGCAUUAACGACUGUGGAGAUGACUCCGAUGAAGGGGAACUUUGCGAUCAAUGCUCGUUGAACAAUGGUGGAUGUAGCCACAACUGUACUGUGGCCCCUGGAGAAGGCAUUGUGUGUUCCUGUCCAUUGGGAAUGGAAACCGGUCCCGAUAACAAGACGUGUCAGAUCCAGAAUUACUGUCCCAAGCAUCUCGGCUGCAGCCAGCGGUGUGAGCAGGAGAAGUUUAUCGUCAAGUGCUCUUGUUACGAAGGCUGGGUCCUGGAGCCCGACCAGGACACCUGCAAGAGUUUAGAUCCCUUUAAACCAUUUAUCAUAUUUUCAAACCGCCAUGAAAUCCGCCGGAUCGAUCUCAAUAAGGGCGAUUACAGCGUCCUUGUGCCAGGAUUGAGGAACACCAUUGCCCUAGAUUUCCACCUAAACCAAAGCACCCUCUACUGGACUGAUGUAGUAGAGGACAAAAUAUAUCGUGGGAAGUUGUCUGAAAGUGGUGCUCUUACCAGCUUUGAGGUCAUCAUCCAGUAUGGCCUGGCAACCCCUGAAGGCCUGGCUGUAGAUUGGAUUGCUGGAAAUAUUUACUGGGUAGAAAGCAACUUGGAUCAGAUUGAGGUGGCUAAGUUAGAUGGUACGAUGAGGACAACGCUUCUGGCUGGUGACAUUGAACACCCUCGUGCCAUUGCCCUAGAUCCUCGUAAUGGUAUCCUCUUCUGGACAGACUGGGAUUCUAGCAUGCCACGCAUAGAAGCAGCUUCGAUGAGUGGGGAGGGACGUAGGACUAUUCAUAAAGAAACCGGAUCAGGAGGGUGGCCAAAUGGUCUUACUUUAGACUACUUAGAAGAGCGCAUUCUUUGGAUCGAUGCCAGAUCAGAUGCAAUUUACUCGGCAAAGUAUGAUGGUUCAGGACACAUUGAAGUACUGAAAGGCCACGAAUACUUAUCUCAUCCUUUUGCUGUCACACUAUAUGGUGGGGAAGUUUACUGGACUGACUGGAGGACAAACACCUUGGCAAAAGCAAAUAAAUGGACUGGUCACAAUGUAACUGUGGUACAGCGUACCAACACUCAACCCUUUGACCUUCAGGUUUAUCACCCCUCACGCCAACCCCUAGCUCCAAACCCGUGUGCAGCAAAUGACGGAAAAGGACCCUGCAGCCACUUGUGCCUUAUUAACUACAACCAGACGUUCUCCUGUGCUUGCCCUCAUCUCAUGAGGUUGUCUCCAGACAAGAAGACCUGCCUUGAAUCCAGAAAAUUCCUGUUGUAUGCUCGCCAGAUGGAAAUCCGUGGAGUUGACAUUGAUAACCCAUAUUACAACUACAUCAUCUCUUUCACUGUCCCGGAUAUAGACAAUGUCACUGUAGUAGAUUAUGAUGCCAUAGAGCAACGCAUCUACUGGUCGGAUGUCCGCACACAAACCAUCAAGAGAGCUUUCAUCAAUGGCACUGGAGUAGAGACCGUGGUGUCUGCUGACUUGCCAAAUGCUCAAGGAUUGAGUGUCGACUGGGUGUCUAGGAACCUCUUUUGGACAAGUUAUGAUGCUAAUAAAAAGCAAAUCAAUGUGGCUCGCCUGGAUGGGUCUUUCAAGAAUGCAGUCAUCCAGGGCUUAGACAAACCCCACUGCCUUGUGGUGAAUCCAUUGGAAGGGAAGCUCUACUGGACAGAUGGUGACAACAUCAGCAUAGCUAAUAUGGAUGGCACAGAGCGACAAGUCCUCUUUACUGGACAGAAGGGACCAGUUGGUUUAUCAAUCGAUUAUGCAGAAAAAAAACUUUAUUGGAUCAAUUCUGGGGCUGGAACCAUCAAUAGAUGUAAUCUCAGUGGAAAUGUACUGGAAGUGCUUCUUACUAUGAAAACCUACCUCGGGAAGGCGACGGCACUGGCUAUAAUGGGUGACAAACUAUGGUGGGCAGACCAUGCUUCUGACAAAAUGGGAACCUGCAAUAAGAAGGAUGGGUCAGAUCCCAAAGUCUUGCGGCAGAACACCAAUCAAGUCAUGCACAUGAAGGUUUAUGAUGAGGAGAUCCAGAAAGGAACCAACAACUGCUCCGUCAAUAAUGGAGAUUGUUCCCAGCUGUGCCUUCCUACCUCCGCCACGACAAGAUCCUGUAUGUGCACUGCCGGCUAUAGCCUGAGGACUGGACAGCAGACGUGCGAGGGAGUUGGCUCCUUCUUGCUGUACUCUGUACAUGAAGGGAUACGAGGCAUUCCUCUGGAUCCAGCAGAUAAAUCUGAUGCUCUGGUUCCAGUCUCUGGUACAUCUCUGGCUGUUGGGAUGGACUUCCAUGCUGAAAAUGACACAAUCUACUGGGUGGACAUGGGACUCAGCACCAUCAGUAGAGCCAAAAGAGACCAGACCUGGCGAGAAGACGUGGUCACUAAUGGCAUUGGCAGAGUGGAGGGGAUCGCAGUGGACUGGAUAGCAGGCAACAUCUACUGGACAGAUCAAGGAUUUGACGUUAUUGAGGUGGCUCGUCUAAAUGGCUCCUUCCGUUAUGUUGUCAUAUCCAAAGGACUGGACAAGCCCCGGGCCAUUACUGUGCAUCCAGAGAGAGGGUAUCUGUUUUGGACAGAAUGGGGUCAGUUCCCUCGCAUUGAAAGGUCAUACCUAGAUGGAAGCGGAAGAACUGUCCUGGUAGAUGUCAGCAUCAGUUGGCCCAAUGGUGUCUCAAUAGAUUAUGAGGAAGGAAAGCUGUACUGGUGUGAUGCUCGCACUGAUAAAAUUGAGAGAAUCGAUUUGGAAACUGGGAAGAACAGAGAGGUUGUGCUGUCCAACAACAACAUGGACAUGUUCUCGGUGUCUGUCUUUGAAGAUUACAUCUACUGGAGUGACAGGACUCAUGCUAAUGGCUCUAUUAAGAGAGGAAACAAAGACAACGCCACCGAAUCUGUAUCCUUGAGAACUGGAAUUGGAGUACAGCUAAAAGACAUCAAGGUGUUCAACAAAAACCGACAGAAGGGGACCAAUGUGUGUGCUGAAAACAAUGGUGGCUGCCAACAGUUGUGCUUGUACCGAGGUGGAGGUCAACGUACUUGUGCCUGCGCCCAUGGCAUGCUUGCAGAAAACGGUGUAAGCUGUCGGGAGUAUGACGGUUAUCUCUUGUACUCAGAGCGCACUAUUCUUAAAAGCAUACAUCUAUCUGAUGAAAGUAGCCUUAAUGCCCCAGUAAAACCCUUUGAAGACCAUGAUCACAUGAAGAACGUCAUUGCCUUGGCGUUUGAUUAUCGGGAGAGUGACAAAGGAGGAACACGUAUCUUCUACAGUGAUAUCCAUUUUGGGAACAUCCAGCAGAUCAACAAUGAUGGCACAGGACGAAAGACUGUAGUGGAGAAUGUGGGUUCUGUGGAGGGGCUGGCAUACCAUCGUGGCUGGGACACCCUGUACUGGACCAGUUACACCACUUCUACAAUCACUCGUCACACUGUUGACCAAAGCCGUUUUGGGGCUUUUGAGAGGGAGACCGUAGUCACCAUGUCUGGAGAUGACCAUCCUCGUGCCUUUGUUCUGGAUGAAUGUCAAAACUUUAUGUUCUGGACCAACUGGAACGAGCAGCACCCCAGUAUUAUGAGGUCUACACUUUCAGGCAACAAUGUGCUGAUAAUCAUUGACCGAGACAUCCGCACACCUAAUGGACUGGCAAUUGACCACAGGGCAGAGAAACUGUACUUCUCAGAUGCCACCCUUGACAAGAUUGAGCGCUGUGAAUAUGAUGGAACCCACAGACAUUGGAUAUUAAAGUCUGAUCCAGUCCACCCCUUUGGUCUUGCUGUGUAUGGUGACUACAUCUUCUGGACAGACUGGGUUAGACGAGCAGUUCAGCGUGCAAAUAAAUAUGAUGGCUCAGACCUAAAACUCCUAAGAGGCGACAUCCCGCAGCAGCCCAUGGGCAUUAUUGCUGUGGCGAAUGAUACCAACAGCUGCGAGUUAUCCCCAUGCAACAACAACAGUAUAUGUCAAGACCUCUGCCUUAUCACUGCCGACGGGAGGAUGAACUGCUCCUGCAGAGGCGACCGGAUUCUGCAGGAUGAUUUCACAUGCAAAGCCCAGAACUCCACCUGCAAUCCUCAUGAUGAGUUUGAGUGUGGUAAUGGAGACUGCAUAAACUACAGCCUGACCUGUGACACCGUGGCCCACUGUAAAGACAAGGCGGAUGAGAAGCACUCCUACUGUGCUAAUCGCCGAUGCAAGAAGGGUUUCCGCCACUGUCUGAAUGGACGUUGCAUCUCCACUGCCAACUGGUGCAACGGUCUGGACGACUGCGGUGACAAUUCGGAUGAGGUAUCUUGCAACAAAACCUCAUGUGCCCCAGAAGACUUCCGCUGCCGGGAUGGAAGCUGUAUUAAUAACUCAAGUCGUUGCAACCAGCUUCUUGACUGUGAUGAUGCCUCCGAUGAGAUGAACUGCAAUGUCACUGACUGCAGCAGUUUCUUUAAAUUGGGCGUCAAAGGACUAACAUUCCAAAAGUGUGAGAAGACCUCUCUCUGCUACAGCCCCACCUGGGUCUGUGAUGGGUCAAAUGACUGUGGUGACUUCACAGACGAGAUGAACUGCCCAGGUAUUCGCAAGCCACGGUGUCCAGUGAAUUAUUUUGCCUGUCCAAGUGGCCGCUGCAUUCCUAUGAGCUGGACUUGUGAUAAGGAGAAUGACUGUGACAAUGGAGAGGAUGAAACGCAUUGCGACAAGUUUUGCACCUCUAUGCAGUUCGAGUGCAAUAACCACCGUUGUAUCUCUAAACACUGGGUGUGCGAUGGAUCCGACGACUGUGGGGAUAAAUCUGAUGAGGAUAUCCGAUGCCAAUCUGCUACAUGCAGUCCUGAAGCCUUCCAGUGCCCCAGUACCCAUGUGUGUGUACCUCGCCGCUGGCUGUGUGAUGGAGAUAAAGACUGCCAAGAUGGAGCAGAUGAAAGCGUCCAUGCUGGCUGUGUUUUCAACAAUACUUGUGACUCCAAAGAAUUCAUGUGUCAGAAUCAGCAGUGUAUCCCCAAGCAGUUUGUGUGUGACCACGAUGCCGACUGCAGUGACGGAUCCGAUGAGUCUCCGGAGUGUGAGUACCCAACCUGUGGCCCUGACGAGUUCCAGUGUGCUAAUGGCCGCUGCUUACUGAACAAACAGUGGGAAUGUGAUGGAGAAUUUGACUGCCACGACAAGUCGGACGAGGCGCCAAAAAAUCCACAUUGUACCAGCACUGAAGGCAAAUGCAAUGACACAUUCUACCUCUGUAAAAACGGCAAGUGUAUCCCAGAGCACCUCAUGUGCGACAACAACAAUGACUGCGGGGACGGUUCAGACGAGCUCAACUGCUUCAUCAACGAGUGUCAGAACAAGAGGCUGAGCGGCUGCAGUCAGGAGUGCGAGGACCUAAAGAUUGGCUACAAGUGCAGAUGCCGUCCUGGUUUUUGGCUGAAGGAUGAUGGAAAAACUUGUGUCGACAUUGAUGAGUGCACCACCACGUACCCUUGCAGCCAAAGAUGUAUCAACACCAUUGGAAGCUUCCGCUGUCUGUGUGUCGAAGGCUUUGAAAUGCGAGCAAAUGACAGUACAAGCUGCAAGGUGGCCAGUUCUACUGAAUUGGAGGAGCCAGUCUUAAUUUUUGCCAACCGAUACUACUUGCGGAAACUGAGUCUGGGAGGCUCCAAUUAUACCCUACUGAAGCAGGGCCUGAACAAUGCAGUUGCACUGGAUUUUGAUUAUCGGGAACAGAUGAUUUACUGGACUGAUGUCACCACUCAGGGCAGCAUGAUUCGUCGUAUGCACAUUAACGGGAGCAACGUCCAGGUCCUUCAUCGCACUGGACUUAGUAACCCUGAUGGACUGGCUGUGGACUGGGUUGGAGGAAACCUGUAUUGGUGUGACAAAGGAAGAGACACUAUUGAGGUUUCCAAGCUGAACGGUGCUUAUCGUACUGUGCUGGUUAACUCUGGACUGAGGGAGCCUCGGGCGCUGGUGGUAGAUGUGCAACAUGGCUAUUUGUAUUGGACAGACUGGGGAGACAAUUCUUUGAUUGGUAAAAUUGGUAUGGAUGGCACCAACCGCAGUAUCAUUGUGGAAAGCAAAAUAACAUGGCCCAACGGUCUGACGCUGGAUUAUAUUAAUAGCAGAAUUUACUGGGCUGAUGCUAGAGAGGAUUACAUUCAGUUUGCUAACCUUGACGGAAGCAACCGACACACAGUGCUUAGUCAAGAUAUCCCACACAUUUUUGCCCUGACACUCUUUGAAGACUAUAUUUACUGGACUGACUGGGAAACCAAAUCAAUUAACCGUGCACACAAAACCACGGGCGCCAACAAGACCAUGCUUAUCAGCACGCUUCACCGACCCAUGGACAUACACAUCUAUCAUCUGUAUCGGCAGCCUGAUGUUCCUGAUCAUCCCUGCAAAAAUAACAAUGGUGGUUGCAGUAACCUGUGUCUUCUAGCACCUGGUGGAGGUUAUAAAUGUGCUUGUCCUUCUAACUUCUACCUUGGAGCAGACAGCAAAAACUGUGUGUCCAAUUGCACUGCUAGUCAGUUUGUCUGCAAAAAUGACAAAUGCAUCCCAUUCUGGUGGAAGUGUGACACAGAAGACGACUGCGGAGACCGUUCGGAUGAGCCUUCUGAUUGCCCUGACUUUAAGUGUCGCCCAGGGCAGUUCCAGUGCUCCACAGGAAUCUGUACUAAUCCAGCAUUCAUCUGUGAUGGGGACAAUGACUGCCAGGACAACUCGGAUGAACUCAACUGCGAUGUCCAUGUGUGCCUUCCCAGUCAAUUCAAGUGCACCAACACAAAUCGCUGCAUUCCUGGCAUAUUCCGCUGCAAUGGGCAAGAUAACUGUGGUGAUGGAGAAGAUGAAAAGGAUUGCCCUGAACUCACCUGUGCACCAAAUCAAUUCCAGUGUGCAAUUAACAAGCGAUGUAUACCCAGAGUCUGGGUGUGUGACCGAGACAAUGACUGUGUGGACGCAUCCGACGAACCGCUUAAUUGCACUCAGAUGACUUGUGGGGUGGAUGAGUUUCGGUGUAAGGACUCUGGACGAUGCAUCCCUGCACGCUGGAAAUGUGAUGGAGAAGAUGACUGCGGGGAUAGUUCAGAUGAACCUAAAGAAGAAUGCGAUGAGAGAACAUGUGAACCUUACCAGUUCCGCUGUAAGAACAACCGCUGUGUCCCCGGUCGCUGGCAGUGUGACUAUGACAAUGACUGCGGGGAUAAUUCUGAUGAAGAAACUUGCACUCCAAGGCCGUGUUCAGAAAGCGAGUUUUCUUGUGCCAAUGGGCGUUGUAUUGCUGGUCGUUGGAAGUGUGAUGGAGAUCAUGACUGCAUAGAUGGAUCGGAUGAGAAAGGUUGUCAGUUACGGUGUGAGCCUGACCAGUUCAAGUGUACAAAUGGCCACUGCAUCCCACACCGCUGGCUAUGCGAUGCUGAUGCCGACUGCAUGGAUGGAAGUGAUGAAGUGAACUGUAGCACUAGAGUAGUCCGAACCUGCCCUCUGGAUGAGUUUCAGUGUAACAACACUCUGUGCAAACCUUUGGCUUGGAGAUGUGAUGGAGAGGACGAUUGUGGGGACAACUCAGAUGAGAAACCAGAAGAAUGCUUGAUGUUCGGUUGUCCUCCGUACAGACAGUUCCGCUGCAGGAACGACCGUGUCUGUCUGAGUGUCGCCCGUGUCUGUGAUGGAAUUGAUAACUGUGGAGAUGGCACAGAUGAAGAGAACUGUGACUUGCAUAAGCCUAAGAGCUGUGACUUGAAUAAGCAAGAGUUCCAGUGUAAAAACAGCAUGUGUGUCAGUUCCAACCUUCUGUGUGACCUCUUUGAUGAUUGUGGAGAUGGUUCAGAUGAAGAAAACUGUCCUCAUAAUGCCAAAAACUAUGGCUGCCACAGCAAUAGCACCUUCUGCGGAGAGGAGAUGAAAUGUAUCCAGACACAGACCAGUGUGUACUGCACGUGUAAAGAUGGAUUCCAGAAGAUCCCAGGCAGCAAUGCAUGCAGAGAUGUGAACGAGUGUCUGAAGUUUGGUACUUGCUCUCAGAUCUGUAAUAAUACCAAAGGCUCAUAUCUGUGCAGCUGUGCAAAGAACUUCAUCAAGUCAAAUCACACCUGCAAAGCAGAUGUAGCUAAUCAAGUCCUUUAUAUUGCUGAUGAUAACGAGAUCAGAAGCCUCUACCCAUUCAAUCCCAACUCUGCAUAUGAACAAACCUUCAGAGGUGACGAAAAUGUGCGCAUUGAUGCCAUGGAUGUGUAUGUAAAGGGCAACAAGAUCUACUGGAGCAACUGGCACACUGGGAAGAUCUCUUAUAGAGAGCUUCAUACAUCCUCUUCAUCCACAAAUUCCAACCGCAAUAAACGUCAGAUUGAUGUGGGGGUGACUGACCUGGAUAUCCCAGGUCUUAAGAUGCCCAGAGGCAUUGCUAUUGACUGGGUAGCAGGAAAUAUUUACUGGACUGACUCGGGUCGUGAUGUCAUCGAGGUGGCUCAGAUGAAGGGAGAGCACAGGAAAACUUUAAUCUCUGGAAUGAUCGAUGAACCCCAUGCCAUAGUGCUGGAUCCAUUACGAGGAAUUAUGUAUUGGUCUGACUGGGGAAACCACCCAAAGAUUGAAACAGCAGCUAUGGAUGGUACUAUGAGACAAACUCUGGUGGAGGAGAACAUUCAGUGGCCUACAGGCCUGGCUGUGGAUUACUAUAAUGAGCGCCUUUAUUGGGCUGAUGCUAAGUUAUCCAUCAUCAGCAGCGUCCGACUCAAUGGAACAGAUCCGGUGGUUGUGAUUAGUAACAAAAAAGGUCUCACUCAUCCGUUCAGCAUUGAUAUAUUUGAGGAUUACAUCUAUGGCGUUACAUAUAUUAACAACCUCAUUUUCAAGGUGCACAAGUUUGGACACGGCCCAGUGACCAAUCUAACUUGGGGAAUUAACCAUGUCACUGAUGUUGUCCUGCAUCACCAAUAUAAGCAACCUGAAGUGACAAAUCCAUGCGACCGGAAGAAGUGUGAGUGGCUGUGUCUGCUGAGUCCCAGUGGCCCAGUCUGUACAUGUCCAAAUGGAAGAAGACUGGACAAUGGGACGUGUGUACCUAUUCCAUCACCCUCUCAGUCUCCUGAUGAAUCCAUUCCAGAUACUUGCAAUGUAGAGUGUUUAAAUGGAGGACAGUGCUUCCUGAAUGCUAGAAAACAAGCCAAGUGCCGCUGUUCACCAAGUUAUCAUGGAGAAAGGUGUGAAAUUGACCAGUGUAGAGAUUACUGCAAGAACCGAGGAAACUGUGCCCCAUCACACACAGGUUUGCCAACUUGUCGCUGCUCUACUGGGUUCACUGGUCCCACAUGCGAGGAGCAAGUAUGCUCUCCAGACUACUGUCAAAACAAUGCCUCUUGUACUGUCAACUUUGGCAACCAACCAAACUGCCGCUGCCUUCCUGAUUUCAUUGGAGACAAGUGUCAAUACCAAAAAUGUACUGGGUACUGUGAGAAUAAUGGAAUCUGCCAGCAGCUCACUGCAAAUGGAACCAAGCAGUGCCGCUGCCCUUAUCUGUUUGAAGGCACUCGGUGUGAGAAAAACAGAUGCGCUAGAUGCAAAGAUGGCAAAUGCAAUGUGAACGGUGGGGACGUUAUCUGCACAUGCAAGGAUGGACGCAUUGCAAAGUCUUGUAUGACAUGUGAUAAUUACUGUAAGAAUGGAGGAACAUGCACCAUCAACCGGAUCACCGAGAUGCCAGAAUGCCAAUGCACAUCAGAGAUGACUGGUCCAACAUGUGAAACGCUUGUGGGGCAAACGCAGACAUCUUCUCCAACGGCCUCAAUUAUCAUUCCAGUCGUGUUGAUACUAUUGCUUGUAAUUCUUGGAGUGGGAGUAUUCUUGUGGUAUAGGCAUCGAAUGAGUGGGGCUAAAGGUUUCCAGCAUCAACGAAUGACCAAUGGAGCCAUGAAUGUAGAAAUUGGCAAUCCAACCUACAAAAUGUACGAAGGAGAGCCAGACGAUGAUGUAGGGGAACUACUGGAUGCCGACUUCACUUUAGAUCCAGAUAAGCCUACAAACUUCACUAAUCCGGUCUAUGCCACUUUGUACAUGGGAGCUCAGAAUAGCAGAAAUUCUCUAGCAAGCACGGAUGAAAAGCGAGAGCUGCUGUCCCGCGGAGGAGAGGACGACUUCUCAGACCCUUUGGCAUAGGGUGAAAAUUUUAGUAAAAGGAGAAAAAAAAUUAAUAAAAAAAAAACGUUUUAAAAUUAUGGCGAAAACACACACACAACCUAACGGUGUAUAAAGUGUAUAAAUGAAGGACUACUUUUAUAUUGAUCUCAGUAUUAUAAAUAUAUUUUUUCCUUGCCAUUAUUUUCUGGAACCUGUCUGAAAUCCUUCACCUCCUUGCCCACGGGACUUGCCUGUAACAGGACUCUGCAAUAAACACAAGUGGCAGACCUUGUCAAGCAGAUCUAGGAGAGAUGAAGAGAGAGAAGCAAAGAAAGAUACAAGAUAGGCAGCUCGUCUUAAGAGGAAGAGGAAACAUACACACACGAGAGGGGGUGCUUUUAUUAUUUCAAGGGCUGGCCUUUUAAUCAAGACUGUUACGUUAUUUUAUCCACUUCAUAACUUGCCAGCAUGGUACAAAGUAACCGGACUGAAACGCGUCAAACGAGCUACCGGUAUUCUGUAUCCACUACUUUCUUUACCUGCUUCUUGUUUUAGCUACAGCAUACAGUACAUAAUAGGUUUAAAUCAUUUUUAUUUUUUUAAUCCUUUUAUGAAGAGUGUGAUGGUAUUUUUGUUUUGCUCGAGCCUUUUGUGGGGUUAGCGGCAUAUACUCUUCAGAUGAAUAAUUCUCUGCAGUUUGAGGUUCAGCCCCAUCACUGCCAUAGCGACUUGCAGCUGAACAGGUAAAUCAUUGGACUGGAAUUCUAGGCAUUUUGUGUGAAGACAUGAAAGGAUAGCUGCCAUAGUCAUGGUCCACCUUCCAAGAGCUGCUUCUGUAGAUUAAUAUUGUGCCUGAUUACUGGAAAGCCAAAAGAACAACCCCAGCUGGAGAAAAGACUCCCUCAACAAUGAAUGUGCUCCAGAAGAAGCUUUGUCUUGCUUCCAGUACCAUUACCUUCAUAGGGCUUUUUGUUCUGUUUUUCCCUUUUUAUUUUUGCAGCACAAUUGGUACUGCCUAGAAGUAAAGAAAAAAAAAAAAAGCGCUUGUGCUUCUUUAAUUCCUAAAAAAUAGAUGCCUGGAGAUGAAAAACAUGGCAGACAUUGAUUUUCAUAUUUUACUAUGAAAAUGUUAACUUUCUGACUAAAGAGAAGUUUUGCAAACAGUUCCCCAAAUGAUCUUUUCCUUUCCUGAAAAUAUAUACGGUAGUUUUUUUUUUUUUUACUGCACAUUCACUUGGUUAUUCCUUUCUCACCCUAAUCCCCACUAGUCUUUUUGUAAUAAAUUGUCUUUACAUACUACACUAUAGGAGGUGAGCAUAGAUGGGCUUUAGCACAAUCUCUUAAAUUAAGAAUGUUCUCCUUUUUUUUUUUUUUUCCUUUGUGGCACUGCACUUUUAAAUUGGACCUAUGUAUGAGACACAUACAGGGGCGAUGGCUAUUUUGUGGACUGGUCCAAUAUUGAGCCUAUCAGUGUAAUAGGAACUAGUAACAUUGCAGAGGGUGGUGUAGCUAGAUUUUAGUUGACUGUAGAGUGCCUUUACAUGGGUAUUAGUGCAGCCCACAGAAUGGCCACCUCCGCUGUGUGUAUGUGUUGGCUACACUUUAAGCUUAUGUAUGUUCGUAUAGCAGUUGAUCAACAUUUCCGUGCCUGGUGGCUUUGCCUUACCACGAUGAACUGACAGUGAUGGGCAGUUUUCUUUUUAUGCAGUUUGCAUCAUUCCCCCUCCCCCCCCCCCCCCCCCCCCCUCUGCUCAUGUACAAUUUAUUGUGCUUUUUUAGUUUACUAUUUUUCACGGAAGCGUAAAAUGCCUUGAAAGUAAUAGCCAGGUCAAGAUAGCUGUGUGAUUGAGUGGAAAAGUCACGGUAACUCAAGAACCACCUUGUAACUGCCACUUUUGCAGUAGAUGAUGCCAUUUCUUUUUCCUCUAGAGUUAAGAUUUUCAGGUCAGUUUGCACACAUUUGGUAGCAGCGUAAUAGCAGAAUUGAACUAUAAGCAUCUCCGAUUCCUAGUGUAUGGUCAUCAUAACCUGUAAUCCUCAUCGCCAGUUAGAAGAAAGGAUGGGGUGUCAUCUGGGUCACCAUUUACCAGUAUGACAAGGUUUCUAAAUGAGUCCUGGAGAGGCCUGGCCGUGAUCAUCUUAAAAUAUUAAUAUGCUUUUAGGAAUGUAAGAGUUAGGCAAUAACUUGAAACAUUAAUGUAAUAUCUUUAGUGUAAAUGGAUAACAGAAGAAACUUUUGAAAUUUUCGUUUGCACCUUUAAGCCCUAGGAUGACAAUUCACAUAGUGGUGGUUUUGUUCCCGCAGUAUUAGCCAAAACAGCCACUGAUGUGCAGACUACACAAUUUUUUUCUUUUUAGAAAUGUUUGUUUUGGAGAAUAUUGUUGCACUAUAUAGCCUUACUAUGUAAACUUUAUUCAUUUGUCUUGAUCAUUUCAUUGCCUCAUCCCAACGGAACUUGUUCCAUUAGGCCAAAUCACAUUCCAUAGAUUGCUCAAAUAUUGCCAGAACACCCUUCUAACAAGUCUCCUCUGCUAAAAGGGCCUUGUAAGGUGUACUAUAGCUUUGAUUUGUUUUCUUUUUUUAACAGUACAUCAUCCUUCUCUCGCACACUCUUUCUGGUUUCAUCUUCUCAGAUAUGAUAAUGGUACAUUAUGUUAACAUGCAGUAUUUUUAUUUGUUAAAUCUGAAAAGCACUCAUUUCAAGAGGUUUUAUCGGGCUGAAUUGAGGGAGGCAGGGUUACAAAAAGAGUUUUAAUAAUUUUUGCUGGAUUACUUUACAACUUAAAUAACACAGAAUAUUGUUAUAAAUAAAAUUGAAAAUUAUACCUAA